Carica papaya (papaya) is the source of this 762-nucleotide messenger RNA. RefSeq lists its product as uncharacterized. Lineage: Eukaryota; Viridiplantae; Streptophyta; Magnoliopsida; Brassicales; Caricaceae. The record is from RefSeq and is a predicted model, not a curated record.
AACAUAUCCAUUCUGAAGGUCAUCAACUAGGCUAGCACUGCAAAAGAGCUCACUAGAAAAGAUCAGCGUUCCUGUCACGAAAGCCCGGAGACAUACUCUUCUGUAGGUUACGGGUGCUUGUUGUAGUCCGCACCGCUACCGGAAUGGGCACUCCGUUAGGACCGACGGAGUCCGUCGUCUUAAAGAACGCUCUCUCAGUCUUGACUACGGGACAGGGUCGGACGGUUCCUGGAACUGUGGGGAAAUUUACCGUAGAUUCUGCUGUGAAUGAGUCCCGUAAGUUUGUCACAGGUGGGAAGAAAGUAUAUCAGAUUGUGCAGGAAGGCUUAAAAGAGCGACCUCUUUUACACUCUUUGAGCAGGAAAAGAAAACAAAAUGAUAUUAAAUUGGUAGAAAAGAUGCAAGCAAAGACAGAUAUAACAAAUGAAGGAGACAUGAAUGAAGUGAAGCAGCAGAUUAAGGCAUCAGCCGAGGCUGCAGGCCAGGCUGAUCCUCCGAAGAAGGUGCCAGAGGAUGGCAUUGAAGAAGCAGAUCUUCCAAUAGCUAAACAAAAGAGAAUUUUUAUUCGUUCCCGUCUGUAAGUUGCGACAACCACUUUGAAGCACAGAAAACCAUGACGUUUUAUACUCAUCGGAAGACGCUAAUCUUCAAAUUUAUGAAUGUUAAUAUGGAUAUAUUAUACUGUCAUGUAGUAUCCUUGUACGAAAUAGGAAGAAUUCCUUCCUUCAUGUAUCUCAAUGUUGAUCUUCCUCUCUUUUUGCA